This is a messenger RNA of Pecten maximus, 4250 nucleotides long. RefSeq names its product serine/threonine-protein phosphatase 4 regulatory subunit 3A-like. The record is from RefSeq and is a predicted model, not a curated record. Bases 222 to 2747 code for a protein of 841 amino acids. Gene Ontology annotation, molecular function: protein phosphatase activator activity. Gene Ontology annotation, biological process: protein dephosphorylation; DNA damage response. The transcript has 17 exons. NCBI's taxonomy places the organism in Eukaryota, Metazoa, Mollusca, Bivalvia, Pectinida, Pectinidae. Gene Ontology annotation, cellular component: protein phosphatase 4 complex; nucleoplasm.
GACAAGCUUAACACAUUCAAGAUGGCGACCAUAAUGGACUGAAUGCGAUGUUUAUGGUGCAAAUGUUAUUACAAAGUACCCCUCGAAAUCCAAAGAUCGAGUGGCGGUGGAUUCAAUCUCGGCCAAUGUCUCGUUGAUCUGGAUAAAAAGUGUUAUAUAUGACAACGGGGGUAACAUCUUUGGCAAGUAAAAUCGGAUCGUCCCCAAGUUGAAAACUGAAAAUGGCCGAUUCCAGUACAAGAAGACGUGUAAAGUUGUACAUGCUAAAUGAAGACCGGCAAUGGGAUGAUCGUGGGACAGGUCAUGUGUCAUCGGCCUAUGUUGAACGAUUGAAAGGGAUGUCCCUGCUGGUCAGAUCGGAAACAGAUGGUUCAAUCUUGCUGGAAUCCAAGAUUCAGCCAGACACUGCUUAUCAGAAACAACAGGAAACAUUGAUUGUUUGGUCAGAAGCUGACAAUUAUGACUUGGCCCUGAGUUUCCAAGAAAAGGCUGGUUGUGAUGAAAUUUGGGAGAAGAUCUGCUCUGUACAAGGAAAAGACCCAUCUGUGGACAUUACCCAGGACAUUGUAGAGGAGUCUGAAGAUGAGCGUUUUGAUGAAAUGCCAGAUGCUGCCCCACCUAUUGAGCUGCCUGCGUGUGAGCUGAGUAAGCUUGAUGAAAUCUCAGAACUCUUCAGCAGUGUACUUCCAUCACCUAUACGUAGAGAAAAGCUUUUCUACGCAAUAGAAACUGAUGGCUACAUUAAGAAGUUGCUGGACUUGUUUCAUAUGUGUGAAGACUUGGAGAACAUUGAUGGUCUCCAUCACCUGUAUGAGAUCUUCAAGAGUAUAUUUUUAUUGAACAAAAAUGAAUUGUUUGAAAUCGUGUUUGCAGAUGAAACAAUAUUUGAUGUUGUUGGAGUGUUGGAGUAUGAUCCAUCACUACCACAGCCAGCCAAACACAGAGAAUACCUACGGAACACUGCCAAAUUCAAGGAAGUCAUACCAAUCACAAAUCAAGAACUUCUCAAUAAAAUUCAUCAGACAUACAGAGUACAGUACAUUCAAGAUGUGAUAUUACCAACACCCUCAGUCUUUGAGGAAAAUAUGCUCUCUACACUGACAUCUUUCAUAUUUUUCAACAAAGUAGAAAUUGUCAGUAUGAUUCAGGAGGAUGAACAGUUUCUGACGACCCUCUUUGCCGAGUUGACAGAUGAUGAAACAGAUGACAAUGUUAGGCGUGAUCUCAUCCUCUUUCUGAAGGAGUUCUGCACUUUUUCCCAGACGCUACAGCCACAGAGUCGCGAUUCUUUCUUCAAGACGUUGUCGGUUCUAGGAGUUUUAUCAGCUAUAGAAAUUAUCCUGGGUUUAGAUGACACAAGGAUGAAAGCAGCAGCCAUUGACAUAUUUUCUUAUAUAGUGGAGUUCAGUCCGUCCAUGGUCCGGGAAUUCAUUCUUCGAGAAGGCCAAAGUCAUGAUGAUGAUGACCUACUCAUCAAUCUAGUCAUCGAACAGAUGAUCAAUGAUACCGACCCAGAAUUGGGAGGAGCAGUGCAGCUGAUGGGAAUUCUGCGUUUACUUAUUGAUCCUGAAAACAUGCUGGCUACUUCAAAUAAAACUGAGAAAACUGAAUUUUUGAGUUUCUUUUACAAACGAAGCAUGCAUGUGUUGACUGCCCCAUUAUUUGCCAACACUGUUGACGAGAGGCCAAGCAAAGGUAUUAUUUAUGAUUUCCAAACAGCCCAGCUGUCGAGCCUGAUCCUAGAGUUACUUACCUUCUGUGUUGAGCACCACACUUAUCAUAUCAAAAACUACAUCAUAAGCAAAGACUUGCUACGCAGAGUCCUAGUCCUCCUUAAGUCCAGACAUGCAUUUGUUGCAUUGUGCGCAUUGCGGUUCAUGAGAAAGAUCAUUGGACUGAAAGAAGAUUUCUACAAUAGAUACAUAGUUAAAGGUUGUUUAUUCAAACCAGUAGUAGAUGCAUUCAAAGACAAUGGCAACAGAUACAAUCUGCUGAACUCGGCAAUCAUAGAAUUAUUUGAAUAUGUUAAACUGGAAGAUAUUAAAUCCUUAUGUUCCCAUGUAGUAGAAAGCCAUAUCAAAGAUUUAGAAGUUGUUACAUAUGUGACAACAUUCAAGUCCCUCAAAAUGAGAUAUGAACAACAGCAAGAGAGACUCAAAGAAAAGGCCAGUCUUGAUGGGACGCCGUCACUUUUACGGAACAAUAGGUACCGACGUGACGCUCGCACCAUGGACGAGGAAGAGGAAAUGUGGUUUGACCAGGACGAAGAGACAGAUGAUGGUGAUUGUACUGUCCACAUGUCUGACUUGUUCAAGUCCAAGUUCCCUAACUGUGUAGUGACUGUAGAGAGAGAGCCUGUAGAUGCUGAAUUUGAUCCCAUCAAUAGAAAAGUGAAAGAGCAGCCUGCAGACUUACGUGACUCACCCCCUCGCUUACUGAACAAGUCCUCACCCACCAUCAACAUCAAUCUAAGGGCUGGAACAGGAAGUCCUGAGGCCAGUCCAAAUAGUCCCCCUGGUAGUCCAGGUAGUCCAGGAAGCCCAGACAGUCCUGGCUCCACGAAUGAUCCUUGUCCGACCCCUAACUGCUCCCCUAAUGUUCCCAUGUCGCCGGUAGAGAAAGCCAAUACCAUCACAGCUAAGCGGCCAACACUGGUUGGUUUGGUGGAUUACCCAGACGAGGAUUCUGACGAAGAGGAAGAAGAUGAGGAGGCACCAUCUGCUAAACGGCAAAGACUAGCUACGUAACACAAUCUAGUGUUAUAGGAUGUAGAUGGACUAAGUCAUUAAAUAUGAUGCCUCAACUGACCAACAGCCCCACCCCCAAACAGAUGUCAGGGCUAAGACGGAGCACUGUCGGGUCAACUGUCGACCCCUUAUAAGGCUGUGGAAUGUGUCUCUUCUCAUGCUUUGACCAGCAUCAAUAGCAGUAAGGGUGCUAGUGAAACAAUCGCCUGUGAUCUGUAUGUGGCUUGAUAGAAACUUCUACCAUUCCACUACAUACAUGAACUGUGGGGAAUUUGAUUACCAACGCAACAUUUGUUGUUAGGAGAUCAUGUGACAAUUAUUGUCCUAAAUCUAAAUUAUGUGGACCAUUUGUGUUACAGAAUGUUUCACCAUCUGUAGAACCUCAGGAUCUGAAUUUUUUAUCUUUUAAAAGAACUUUAAAAAGUCAAGUAAAAUGAAUGUGUUUGUGAGUCGGAUGUGCCAAUUCUACAAUGAUCACCCGGAAGGUAUUAUAGUAGAUUUGAAAACAUAGACCUUUUGGUCACACUGCCCUAAGUAAAUUUACAAUAUGAAGUUCUUUCACGGAAAGUAAAUCAGCUUUUAUCGUAGUGAAAGACCCACAGGGGACCUAAAGGAUGCCAGUCGUUGUAGGAAUCGCAUUUAACUGGGAUCUCAAAUCAUGAUGCAUGCAACGUAAUCCAUUACUGAUUAUCUCCCUUGAGUUAGUAGGUACAAAUGUGAAAAGCAUUUCCACAUCUUUGUGUGAUAUUUUUUAAACCAAUGUGUCAUUUAGUUCAUUAUCAUUUUCAUUCACAUCAUUUAUCCAUCGUUUCCAUUUUCUAUUCAUUUUCAUCUCAGUGCUUCAUCAACAUAGUAGCCUUGUGUUGUAAAUGAAUUUUUGUACAGUUAAUUUAAAAAGUGAAAGUACUUGACCAAUAGGUCAAAAAUACGGUCACAGACUUUUCCUCUCUUCAUGCUCUAUAGUUUUUAAAUGAGAAUGACUUAUUUAUAUAUUAUUAGAAGAUUAAAAUAUUUUGUGUUGUCGAAAAAUAUGAGUUGGGAGGAUUAUUUUCUGGUAGGUUUUGUCCAAAAAAAAAAUACCUGGGAGAAUUAUUUUCUGGCAGAUUUGUAAACUAUUUUGUUGCGAAUAAAUCUCAUCUGUGCUAUGUACACAUAGAUCCUUGCUGACGGAGUUAGACUGUCAGAGGCAGCAAGCAUUAUUUAAGUCUGCAUGAUUGGUGCAUGCCCAUUGUCAUGUCCACGUACCAUUGUUAUUUGUUCCAAGAGGAUGUUAAAUAUGUACAUACUUACAAAUAUAUAUCUAUAUAGUAAUGAAAUAGUCUGUGACUUAAUUUUAAAUGAAUGAUGGAAUCACACACACAAAGCGAUGGUAUGAAACCCAAAAAAGAAAAACAAAACAAAACAAAUCUCAUGCAUUUCAUUAUGUGACGUUUUAUGUAUAAAUAAGCUCAUGUUUAAUUAAAAAGUAAAUAUGACAGAAAAUAAAUGCAAUAUGAAAACAUA